This is a messenger RNA of Strongylus vulgaris, 380 nucleotides long. The record is from the annotation of a GenBank genome assembly. NCBI's taxonomy places the organism in Eukaryota, Metazoa, Nematoda, Chromadorea, Rhabditida, Strongylidae.
AUGAUGCAUUCCGAAAACGUAGCGAUUGACGAGCGAUAUGAUGAGCUAAUGAAGAGGACAGUGACAGCAGCGAAAAUGUACGGUGCACAGUUGGUGUGGAGAAUCGAAAACGUGGCACAGAAAAUGAAUGAUGCUAAGAGCGGCACUCGCCCAGUCGUCCAUUCGGAGCCGUUUGUUUCCGGCCGCCAUGGCUACAAAUUCGUUGCCAGUGCAUGUCUGUUUGGAGAUGGGCAAUAUCGCGGCAAAUUUAUGGCAGUAUAUCUUACACUCGUUCGGGGCAAGUACGAUCCGCUGUUGGAAUGGCCAUUUGAUCUUUCAGUUUACAUUACGCUUCUCGAUCAGGUCUGUAUCAUAUAUCACCUAUGUUCUUCAUACUAGUC